UGAAGCUAUGAAACAAAACUAGCGAAAUAUAGCAGCUAUACAAGGAUACAAAUUGUGAACGACGAUGGGAAAUAUUUUUGCGGAACCAGUGAGAGGUGGCUCUGAAAGUGAUCACCAGAGGCCAGGUCAAACUGGAUUAGAAAGUUUGUACGAUCAGCUACAGUGUUCAAUCUGCUUUGAAGACUAUUCUACCGUUCCACCAAAUCCACCGAAAAUUCUUCACUGUGGACAUAGUUUUUGUGGCUCAUGUAUUGAUCGGUGUAAAACAUAUGACAGCAUCCAAUGCCCAACGUGUCGAGAAAAAACAAGUCAUGAACCAAGAAUGAAUUUGCCAGAUAACUACUUGGCCAAAGCCUUCCUCGAAUAUAAGGAUGAGAUGUCAAAAAUGAAUUACACAUCCAAUAGUUGUACUACAUGCUCGAAGAAACGUGGAGUCUCAAGAGACCAAGGCACCAUGACAAUGAGAAAGUCAGCUUCAGAGAACAAAUCUACUAUGACAUUACAAAAUUUUGUUUUAUUAUUUUUAGCCACUUUGUUUUUAAUUAUUGGUGUCUCAGUUUCCCUUAUUACCAUUGAAUCUUUAAUGAUGCAAUUAUCCAGUUAUAUUCGACAAAUCUCCACUUGGCUUUUUGACAUGCUCAUUUUCGGCCUUGUUUUGAUUCACCAGUUUGCAAUAUUCUUUGGAGGCUUACUUCGGGAUUUGUUCAUUUUGUUACAUUAUGUUUUAUUUUACAGUUACAUUUUGUUUGUUCGUUGUAUUUUUCUUAUCAAUUUUUUACAAUGUUUAGCUAGGUAUGUACAAAGCCAUACACAUAAUGCAUGAAGGCGAAGCCUGAUUACAACUGAUAUAGGAUGACAUUGUAACAUGAGCCAGGGUCAAUAAGAAACUUAAGAUUUCAUGAGAUGAGGAAUGAGAGUCCCUUAAUUAUGAAUAUAUAGAAUCCAAACAAACCAAGCGUGUCUCGCAAGUGCAUCGUUGGUUUUUGGUUUGAAUCUACUUAGUGCUUCAUAAUUUUCCCUCGGUCAUUUAAAACUAAAAUCCUGUGAAUUAAGGUCACAUAUGUUUAAAUUGUUUGCUACAAGUCUCCAUUCCAUUCAUCAGUCGAAUCUUAUGCAAAACAUUCACUUCAUCCACUGAUUAUGCAACUCCCAGAUCACCAUUGUUUUCUUGAAGUAUAUUGAAUUUGUUGGCGUCUUUGUUGGUUUACAAUAGAGGGCGCUGCUGUCUAAAGUUGGACAAAUUCAUGUUUUAGAAAUACAUGUACGUCUUAGUUGAAAUUGAUUUUUGUAAC
This is a messenger RNA of Owenia fusiformis, 1292 nucleotides long. The record is from the annotation of a GenBank genome assembly. NCBI's taxonomy places the organism in Eukaryota, Metazoa, Annelida, Polychaeta, Sabellida, Oweniidae.